AUGUCAGCACCCAUCGAGAGGAAGAGCCUGGACCCUGCAGAUGAGCCAGUGGACGAGGUCCUGCAAAUUCCACCCUCACUACUGACAUGUGGGGGUUGCCAACAAAAUAUCGGGGACCGCUACUUCUUAAAGGCCAUAGACCAAUAUUGGCACGAGGACUGCCUGAGCUGCGACUUGUGUGGCUGCCGCUUAGGAGAGGUCGGGAGAAGACUCUACUACAAACUGGGGCGCAAACUGUGCCGAAGAGAUUAUCUCAGACUUUUCGGUCAGGAUGGGCUUUGUGCGUCCUGCGACAAACGGAUCAGGGCGUACGAGAUGACCAUGCGGGUGAAGGACAAAGUCUAUCAUCUGGAGUGCUUCAAAUGUGCAGCAUGUCAGAAACACUUCUGUGUGGGUGACCGGUACCUUCUUAUAAACUCAGACAUUGUCUGUGAGCAGGACAUUUAUGAAUGGACCAAACUGAAUGGAAUGAUGUAG
Staurois parvus is the source of this 477-nucleotide messenger RNA. Lineage: Eukaryota; Metazoa; Chordata; Amphibia; Anura; Ranidae. The record is from the annotation of a GenBank genome assembly.